AAAAGGAAGGAACUUACCAAUUUUAAAAGAAACAAGGCGACAUCAGUCGUUAUGAAUGAAACAAACGUACGAAUCACAACGCUUGCUUUGGAGCUGAAAACGAGAGAGCGUUGGUUGGUUGGAAUAGAGUCCUUGGCAUGGCUUGGAGUUAUAGUGGCCGCUUUUUUGGGAAAUGUCUUGUUGACGCUGGCAGUCUUAAAAACAAGUACAAUACGAUCUCGACAUAAUUAUUACCUAAUGUCGCUGGCUGCUACGGAUGUUCUUAAUUCUGCUGCCAUUAUGCCUUACACGCUUACUGUUCUUAUCAGAGGAAAAUGGCCUUUUGGAAAUUUUAUUUGUCAGCUGCAAGGAAGUCUGACUUCGAUUUGCGCCACUGUUUCCUUGCUUACAAUGGCGCUGAUUUCCUUUAACCGUUAUGUGAAAAUAGUCAGGUCUGUUCAGCUUUACCAGAAAAUUUUCACCAGACGAAAUAUUCUGAUAUCCAUCGCCAUGGCAUGGGGAAUAACUACUUUUUUAGUGCUUGUUCCAUUUUUAUUUUACAAAACUAUGUUCCGUUUUCAUCCUGGGAAGUGCUUAUGUUGGUUACAGCUAAGUCUAAAAGAUGGACCUACUUUGUAUGGUCUAGUCAUUUAUUCGUCAACGGUUUGUUUAAUAUUUUCUUCAAUCUCUUUUAGCUACUACAAAGUAUUUCGAAAAAUCCGCGCGCACUAUGCUCAAGUUGCAAACUCUGCAAUUCACAGUGAAAACUCUACGGCCUUCGCCGAGGAAGUGAAAAUAACAGCGAUGUUGUUUGUCACUAUACUGGCGUUUUUCAUUUGUUGGGUCCCCUCUUUUGUUAUCGACUUUUACGAGGCUAUUGCAGGAUAUUACAUCCUUCCAAGACAGUUGUAUUUUUUCAAUGUAUUCACUUAUACAUCCAGCAGCGCUAUCAAUCCUCUUAUUUAUGGUGUAAUGAAUAGGGAUUUUCGAGGGGCCUACAAGAGAAUAUUGUGUUGCAAAGAAAAUUAACACUUCAGUAUCACCCCUAUAUCACGGAGCCAUCCUAUCAAAUUUUUCGCUUUGCACCACCUCAGACCCUCUCGCAAAACGAGUUGGUCGCUCGAGCAAUUCAAGAAAAGUGAGAAGAAAGAAGAGAACUUACUGAAAGAAGAUCUCAAUUGGGUGACAGCUUUUACAGUGAACAGUUAAAAUUUUGGCCGAUUUACGGCAAGAAGUUUUUUAAGGCUAAAUUUUGUAUUUGAGUAACGGUUAAGAUUUGUCAAUUUUUACACUCAACGGUUGAUUUUUUUUGGCCGUUUUAUGGCUAACGGUUAAGCUCAUGCAGACUCUCAUGACAGAUCAGUCUGGAUGUGUGUUUUCGCUCUCCAGUUGUUUACUUAAGCCCAAACGUUUUAAUACGACAAUGCAAGCCAGAAAAUGGGUCUAGACAAUUUUUAUUCAAAAUAAGGCCCUUAUCACCUGCUCUUGAUCAACUUUGAGAAUAUUCAUUUUGUCCAUUAUUGACAUUUUUCUUGUUCAGACAAUAUAUCCGCAAAUUUUCUGUUUGUUUUUGUAUUGGGGAAGUUGAACACAUCAAAUUUUAGCUGUUUAUAUAGCCUACUGUUUAUAUAGACCAGUAACUUGCGUAGAAAAUGCAUAUUAACUGUAUUUGUUCUAAAAUUUGCAAAACAACACCUAGCAAAUCUCUUCUCUCAUUGUAUUAUUCUUAGUCAAUCCAUAUCUUCAACCUUACUGCAAAGUAGUAUGGGGUUCUAUAUAUCCACAAACCUAAAAAGAAUC
Stylophora pistillata is the source of this 1779-nucleotide messenger RNA. RefSeq names its product beta-2 adrenergic receptor-like. Gene Ontology annotation, cellular component: membrane. Gene Ontology annotation, biological process: G protein-coupled receptor signaling pathway. Lineage: Eukaryota; Metazoa; Cnidaria; Anthozoa; Scleractinia; Pocilloporidae. Gene Ontology annotation, molecular function: G protein-coupled receptor activity. The record is from RefSeq and is a predicted model, not a curated record.